AUGACCAUCGCUGUCUCUGCCACCACUACAACAACCAAAACGAAGCGUCGCGAACCGUUGGGGACUAUUAACAUGGCAACGACCCAGGCGCAGGCGCGUCCUGCGCCGUCCGCCGGGUCUGGGACCGGUUCAGGCAGAGGUAGGCCGAGGCGAGCUAGUGCGCGAUUAAGCAUCAAUAAUCAGGAUAAAAGUGACGAAAUCGUGAAUGGGAGUAAAGCGGAGAAGAAGAGGAAGAAUGCGUCGUUUGAUGAAGACAUCGAGGGGUUUCAAUUCACUCGUCUUCCAUCGAAGAAAAUUAGGUCGUCGAUCGAACCGAUCCCCGAAAUCUCUAGUUCAGUCCCUGAAGAUGCCCCGCGACAAGCAUCGCCACCGCGACGGGGACGACCGAAGAAACAGGCGCAACUGCAGGCACAAGAAAAGUUCACAGAUGUCGUGGAGGAGCGACCGAAGCGAGCAACACGGGGGACAAAAGCAUCAGUUGAACCAGAACCACAACCACAGUUUGAUAACGCACAACGAUCGUCACGGAAACGUGACCAGUCCGAUGCAGCGGCCGCAGAGAAGAAGCGCAGGAAAGGGAGACCUAGUAAAUCGAAACCGGAGGAGAGGAAUGGCUUUGCUUCGCCGGAACAGCAAGGCACCAAGAUUACGUUGCCUAUGGCUGAUACGCCGGUUAUGCAGCGGAAUAAGGAGAUGAGGACGGCGGCGAAGUCAGAGAAGGGGAAUCGACGAAGUAGCUUGGGAAUGCGCGGGCGACGAGCGAGUUCGUUGAUUGAUUCUGGGGCAUCGAAUGCAUUGCCUCACAAGGAGGUUAACACGGCAGAUUUCUAUAAACACAUUGGCCCCGAUUUACCAGAACCUCGACGAAUGCGACAACUAUUGAUUUGGUGUGCAACUCGCGCGAUGGGCGAUAAGCCUUCAGGAUCACGGUCUGAGGAUGAGAGUGCGCGGCUAGCAGCACGUGUGAUCCAAGAAGAAUUGCUCAAAGACUUCUCGACAAAUUCCGAGCUGUCCAACUGGUUUGGACGGGAAGAUUCAGCACCGCCUGCUGUAGUGGUUAAGAAGCCGCAUCCGAAGAAUGUCCAGAAUGCCGAGAAGAUUAAAGAGUUGGAGGAACAAAUACAACGGCUUCAACGAGAACGACAUUCCAUGAACGCACUCCUCCGACCACCAUCCAUCCCCCGUAUUAAACCGCCAAUACCCAAGCCAGACGAACCGUCACAACCCGACUCAGCACAAACACCAAGGCCAUCAGAAACAGACACCAAGAUCGACCUAUCCCUCCUCGACCCCUCCCAACAUAAGAUCCUCGCCUCCCUAGAACCAACCGCGGAACCCGCUCCCGAGCCCUCACCAACACCAACAAAUACAACCUCAACACCCCUCCCCCCCAUACCACCAUCAGCUGUCUCCUCACGCCUCUCCCACAUCACCGGGAAUCUAGCACCAACCCUCGACUCCCUCGCCGCAGGUAUCCACGACAUCGAACUCUACCGCUCCAUGUCAGACAGGGUAUCAUCACGCAUCCUACGGAUCUGCGCAGAACGGCUUGACGAGCGAGACGCACGGAAUGCGAUGUAUCGCCUUGCUAUUGAAGGCGGUAGUGAUGGCGAGAGCGAAGACGGCAAUAAAGAGAAGGUUGUACUGCGAGAAAGACCGAAGGAAGACUUGGGUGUUAUUCUGGGUGCGUUGAGUCGGGUUGAGAGGAGAUAA
Aspergillus ruber CBS 135680 is the source of this 1713-nucleotide messenger RNA. Its product is annotated as Mis12-Mtw1 family protein. The record is from RefSeq and is a predicted model, not a curated record. NCBI's taxonomy places the organism in Eukaryota, Fungi, Ascomycota, Eurotiomycetes, Eurotiales, Aspergillaceae. The coding region runs from base 1 to 1713 and encodes 570 amino acids. Gene Ontology annotation, molecular function: DNA binding. Gene Ontology annotation, biological process: mitotic sister chromatid segregation; cell division. Gene Ontology annotation, cellular component: MIS12/MIND type complex. The transcript is spliced from 5 exons.